AUUGGCAAUUUGCCGACUAGCCCAACCUCCGACACACUCCCAAAACUUGCAUUUUCAAAUACUACUCUCCCUAGCUAAGGCAUAUCGUCGUACUAAGGUAAAGCCGUGAUGCACAGGACGCUAUCAACAGUCGCGCGUGGAACAGCGUUCGAGCAACGGUCGCUUCAAUUACUUCAAGAAUGUUUCUCCAUGUCCCUCAAACGCGUCGGUGGCAAAUCUGAUGGCGGCAUCGACUUGUUGGGCUGGUGGUGGCUUCCCCUUAGCUCAGUUUCACAGCCUACGCCGAUCACACCUCCACGUAGACGCAUACGCGUCCUUGCGCAAUGUAAAGCAGAGAAGAAGAAAUUCUCGCCAAACUACGUUCGCGAGAUGGAAGGCGUAUGGCAUAUGCACGCUCAAGACCGCUCCCCUUCCGAAUCUAACAUACGCGUGUCUGAACUGGGUACAGUAGCGCUUCUCCUUUCAGAGUCAAAAUUCACCACCGCAACCCUCACCCGUGCACUUGGAUCCAGCGUUCCCUUUCUACUCAUGCACCUCCCUCCCCCUCUGCCGGUUUCUUCAGAUUCACCCGUUGAAACCACCCUCGGAGAAGUUGGCUCUGCUUUCUGGAAUCCCGCUCUGGGUGGUGCGCAAGGUCUUCUUCGAGGAGAACUCGAUGUUCGAUGGGAACGUGACCCGGGAGGUGGUGGGCGGCCUGGGUUGUGGUGUCGUGACAAAAGGGUGCAAAACUGGACGCCGGAUGCACAUGGGGAGUAUGUUAACACUUCCGAGGAUAUCAAUCGGUGACUAGGAUGGUUAUCCGUCUAUGGAUGACCCGACUCGGGAGUUGAGUGUCACGCUACCAUUGUGCCGACUGGGCGUGUAACUGCGUUUGCAUGUUCAUUUCUUUAGCGCUCGCCGACGGAUUUGGUGCAAGUGGUGAUAUGUAAGACGGAACCAACCGAGGUUCAUCACAGGCAUUCUAAACAAGGGUUUACUGUCUACCUCUCUGUGAAGCACGCCGUUCUCAAUCAGGGUUAUGCCCCACGAAGAGGC
Molecule: messenger RNA, 1035 nt
Organism: Suillus plorans
Lineage: Eukaryota; Fungi; Basidiomycota; Agaricomycetes; Boletales; Suillaceae
Exons: 3
Coding region: 109-786 (225 amino acids)
Cellular component (GO): mitochondrion
Source: RefSeq, a predicted model, not a curated record